Elaeis guineensis (African oil palm) is the source of this 2122-nucleotide messenger RNA. Its product is annotated as BTB/POZ domain-containing protein POB1. Gene Ontology annotation, molecular function: protein binding. NCBI's taxonomy places the organism in Eukaryota, Viridiplantae, Streptophyta, Magnoliopsida, Arecales, Arecaceae. Gene Ontology annotation, biological process: response to red light. The record is from RefSeq and is a predicted model, not a curated record. Gene Ontology annotation, cellular component: nucleus.
GAACCAUUAUCCGAAAUAAGCUAUGAAAGCCAGGAAACUGCCUCAAAAGCCCGGGUCCAGAUCAUCCCCCUCCUCCCGAAGCACCUCGGACGUUUGUCUCCCUCGGGCGCAGGGGACCAUUGCUUCCUUUCUCUCCGCUCUCUUUUUUCGGAAAAAAAAAAAGUUCUGAGGGAAGAGGUUAAGCGAGCGGGCGUCAGCGUCGAGGCGCGCGCUCUCCGUCUUUCUGAGGGAAGAGGGGAAUGGGCGGAGGGGAUCUCUUCGAUCACCGAGCAGUGAUGGAUUCCGACUUCUCCGGGGCGAGCAGAAGCGACCAGAACUUCGAGUUCGCCUUCAACUCCAGCAACUUCUCCGACCGGGUGCUGCGGAUCGAGAUCAUGGCGGAGCCGCCGGGGAGCAAGUCCGAAGGAGAGGGUGCCGCCGCUGACGGGGAGUGGGCGCGGCACCCAAAGCGCAAGAGGGACGAGAUCAAGAAGGACAUAGAGUCUGCAAAGUGUCAGCCAGAACAUAUUUUGAACUGUGAUCAGCCUGACACAGAGGAUUGUGUGGCUUAUGAAAACAAUGAUGAGGAAGUGGUAGCAAUGAUUGAAGAAUCACCACCAAAUGUUGGUCAAGAUGGUGAUGAUUCACAAAGUAAUGAUUCAACUUGGAGCAUGGAAUGUUCUCAUGUUCUGAGAGUUAAAUCUAUUUACAUCAGUUCUGCAAUACUGGCUGCAAAAAGCCCAUUCUUUUACAAGCUUUUUUCAAAUGGCAUGAGAGAAUCUGACCAACGGCAUGCUACCUUAAGAAUCAGUGCAUCAGAGGAAGCUGCUCUUAUGGAGCUCCUAAGUUUUAUGUACAGUGGAAAGUUGUCAACCACCUCACCUACCCACCUGCUGGAUGUGCUUAUGGCUGCCGAUAAGUUUGAGGUUGCCUCUUGCAUGAGGCACUGCAGUCAGGUACUUAGAAGCUUGCCAAUGACUACAGAAUCUGCACUUGUAUAUCUGGAGCUCCCUUCUAGUGUAUCAAUGGCCUCUGCUGUCCAGUCAUUGACUGAUGCAGCCAAGGAGUUCCUUGCCAAUUAUUAUAGGGACAUAACUAAGUUUCAGGAUGAAGUGAUGAAUCUUCCUCUCGCUGGCAUUGAAGCUAUCCUGUCCAGCAAUGACCUCCAGAUGGCAUCAGAGGAUGCAGUCUAUGACUUUGUGCUCAAGUGGGCACGUGCACAGUACCCAAAGUUGGAGGAACGGCGUCAGAUUUUAGGGUCCCGCCUUAUCCGUCUCGUACGUUUUCCUCAUAUGACUUGCAGGAAGCUUAGGAAGGUUCUUACAUGCAAUGACCUGGACCAUGAGCUUGCUUCCAAGGCUGUCAGUGAGGCUCUCUUCUUCAAGGUGGAUGCCAUGCACCGCCAACAUGCCCUUCCUACGGAUGAGCCAACCUGUCGGCAGUUUGUUGAGCGGGCAUACAAGUACCGUCCUCUGAAAGUUGUGGAGUUUGAAAGGCCCCACCCACAGUGCAUCGUCUAUCUGGACCUGAAGCGGGAGGAGUGUGCCAAAUUGUUCCCUUCAGGCCGGGUUUACUCUCAGGCAUUCCACCUUGGUGGGCAGGGCUUCUUCCUCUCAGCUCACUGCAACUUGGAUCAGCAGAGCUCAUUCCACUGCUUCGGGCUUUUUCUCGGGAUGCAAGAGAAGGGCUCCAUCAGCUUCACGGUAGAUUACGAGUUUGCUGCAAGGACCAGGCCAUCCGGAGAGUUUGUCAGCAAGUACAAGGGCUACUACACUUUCACAGGUGGGAAGGCGGUUGGGUACAGGAAUUUGUUUGCCAUCCCAUGGACAUCAUUCAUGGCCGACAAUAGCCUAUUCUUCAUCAAUGGCAUUCUUCACUUGAGGGCUGAGUUGACCAUCAAGCAGCCAUCAGCACCUUAGCUGAACCAUGGAUCUGCAUCUGUACAAAAGAUCAGUCUCAUGAAUGUGCCAUUGGCAUUGUACAUAUCACAGAUUCUAUUGGUAGGCGUGUGUCAGCCUCUUUUGUUCUCUUGACAAAUUUCAAGUGCAAGGAUUGGGUUGCUGAUAUGGUGAUAUACGAUCUCCCAUCUGGGAGGAAAUCAUUAAACUCCUAAAAGUUUAUCCAUUUCUAUCUUCAGAUCUCA